GUUGGGCCUUGUUGGGCGCGUCCGGCCUUUUCCGAGCGGCCUGUCGUUUGGCGGGCGGGCUGCUCACGGGUUGCAGCGAGGUGCUGGCAGAGUCAGGCUUGGUGGUCACGGGUCCGGAGCGGCGACUUUGGGCCGAAGAGGGCUCGGUGCUCUCCUGGGUCCACGGGCCACGCCGCUCCCUCUUUCACUGGCCUGCGUCUGCGACUACGGGACUAAUAAUGAACGUGGCUGGCGCCAGGCUAGGCCUGAAGGCGCGUCGUCCUUUUUCGUCUGACAAUGAGGAAAGCAUUUUGAUGUUAUUAAAAUGACCUGAAGAUGAGUUGAACUUUGGGAUGAUAGUGGAAGUUGUCCCUUCUGAAGAUAAGUUAGAGAACUGGCAUCACUGAGAGAGCUGCAGUGUUGUACAGAAAACUGCCAAGAUCUGGUUCUCACAAGUAGGCCUGAUUAGAUGAGAACAGAGUUCCUGGGACCAAAAAUUCAUCCACUGUAGAGAAGACAUAGCCAAGACCUCACCCCAGAGCUUUGGGGCAGAAGCAGAAGAAACCUAGAAUACAACACAUCUCACACUUGCUAAUCGUCUUGUGCAGGCAACAGAUAAUAACCAUGUUACAGCUUGUGGUGAGGAGAGCACAGGCCCGAGCUCCGAGCUGUCUUUCCCCAGCAUGCAAUGAGGGCUGCUUCAGAUUUAUUAGAGCUGUGCUCUUGCAGGAGUUGUUCUCAUUUGAAGAUUUGUCUGUGGACUUCAGCCAGAAGGAAUGGCAGCUCCUGGAGCCACACCAGAAGAACUUGUACAGGGAUGUCAUGUUGGAGAACUACAGCAGCCUUGUGUCACUGGGGUACACAGUUAUGAAACCAGAUGUCAUUUUCAAGUUGGAGCAAGGUGAAGAACCAUGGGUAGGAGAUGGAGAAGUUCAGCAUUCAGACUGUCCAGAAGCCUGGCAAGUAGAUGAUCACAUGACAUGGCAACAGGAGAACCAAGACCAGCCUAGAAGUUUGAAAAGAGGUCAUGAGUGGGAUGUAUUUGGAAAAAAUUUCACUCUUAACAUGGAUUUUGUUUCAUUAAGUAAAUCAAACAAUGAAGGUGAUUUAGAUGGAUUGAUUUUAGAACAUCAUUUAGAUUUGCUUAUCCCAGAAGCAGACUGUGGAAGAGAAUCAGAUGACUUUAAUGUAUUUGAUAAAUUGUUUCUCAAUACCAAGCCUCAGGAAGCUGAUACUUGGUUAAAAUACUAUGAAUGUGAUAAAUGUGAUAAUAUUAACUAUAAAAAGUCCCAGAUUGUCAUUUAUCACAGAACUCGUCUAGGGGAGAAACUUUAUGAAUGCAGUGAAUGUAGGAAGCGCUUCAGCAAGAAGUCAAGCCUCAUUAAACAUCAGAGCAGACACAUAAGAGAGAUAGCUUAUGGCUGUGGUAAAUGUGGGAAAACCUUUCCCCAGAAGUCACAGUUCGUCACACACCAUAGAACUCAUACUGGAGAGAAACCUUAUGACUGUGGCCAGUGUGGGAAAGCUUUCUCCCAAAAGUCACAGCUCACAUCCCAUCAGAGGACACACACAGGAGAGAAGCCCUAUGAGUGUGGUAAGUGUGGCAAAGCCUUUUCCCGGAAGUCUCAUCUCAUAUCACAUUGGAGGACACACACUGGAGAGAAGCCUUAUGGCUGCAGUGAGUGUGGGAGGGCCUUCAGUGAAAAGUCAAAUCUCAUUAAUCAUCAGAGAAUUCAUACAGGAGAGAAACCAUUUGGAUGCAGGGAAUGUGGGAGAGCCUUUAGCAGGAAGUCACAGCUUGUGACACAUCACAGGACUCACACAGGAACAAAGCCCUAUGGAUGUAGUGAUUGCAGAAAAGCCUUCUUUGAGAAGUCAGAACUCAUUAGACACCAGACGGUUCACACUGGAGAGAAACCCUAUGAAUGCAGGGAGUGUGGGAAAGCUUUCAGAGAGAGGUCAAGCCUCAUCAAUCAUCAGAGAACCCAUACCGGAGAGAAGCCCCAUGGGUGCCUGCAGUGUGGGAAGGCCUUCUCCCAGAAGUCACACCUCAUAUCCCAUCAGAUGACACAUACAGGAGAGAAGCCCUUUGUGUGCAGUAAAUGUGGAAAGGCCUUCAGCAGAAAGUCCCAGCUUGUUAGACAUCAGAGAACUCACACAGGAGAAAAACCCUAUGAAUGCAGUGAAUGCGGGAAAGCAUUUAGUGAAAAGUUGAGUCUCACCAAUCAUCAGAGAAUUCAUACAGGAGAAAAACCUUAUGUGUGCAGUGAAUGUGGGAAAGCCUUUUGUCAGAAGUCGCAUCUCAUAUCACAUCAGAGGACACACACGGGAGAGAAACCCUAUGAAUGCACUGAAUGUGGGAAAGCCUUUGGUGAAAAGUCAAGCCUUGCAACUCAUCAGAGGACUCAUACUGGAGAAAAACCAUAUGAGUGCAGAGACUGUGACAAAGCUUUCUCCCAGAAGUCACAGCUAAACACUCACCAGAGAAUUCACACAGGAGAGAAACCCUAUGAGUGCACUCUUUGUAGAAAAGCCUUCUUUGAGAAGUCAGAACUAAUUAGACAUCAGAGAACUCAUACAGGAGAAAAACCUUAUGAAUGCAGUGAGUGCAGAAAAGCCUUCAGGGAGAAGUCAAGUCUCAUUAACCAUCGGAGGAUACACACAGGAGAGAAACCUUUUGAAUGCAGGGAGUGUGGCAAAGCCUUCUCUCGAAAGUCACACCUCAUUCCACAUCAGAGGACACACACAGGUGAGAGGCCUUAUGGCUGCAGUGAGUGUAGGAAAGCCUUCUCUCAGAAGUCACAGCUUGUGAACCAUCAGAGGAUUCACACAGGAGAGAAGCCGUAUCAGUGUAUCGAGUGUGAGAGAGCCUUCUCCCAGAAGUCACAGCUUAUUAACCACCAGAGAAAUCACACAGGACCAAAGUCCUAGGAGUGAAUAAGUGAGCCUAAUAGAUCCACACCUCGUUUGCUUCAGAAAAUGCAGUCAUGGUGAAUCUUGUGCCAACAGUUGCAUUCCAUUGUAUGUCAGACUGUCCCUUAAAGUUGUGUAAGUGAGGUUGUGCAUGGGACAUUUUAUCAGGCAAGCAUACCUAUCAGCACUCAUGGAGGAGAGUGAACCUGUGAGUGCAUUGGGUCCCUGGAAUCUUCCAGAGCACUUGAGCCUUGUUCCAUGGACAGACCAAGCAGGGAUCCUGUGAAUGUAGGAAAGCCUUGCAGAGGUCGGUCUCAUUAGCCAUUAGAAAUGUUCCCAGUGCAUUUGAGGGGAAACUUUGGAACAAGUGUGGUUAUACUUUUAUCAAGAAAUGACAGCUCAUUGUACUUAAGAAAAUGACCUUAGGAGUGAAAUUAUAUGAAAUAAAAAAGUUCAAUCAAUGUUCAUCAAGUAACCUAGCUGCAUUGUAUUUUAGAAAGUUUAUAUUGCAGAUAAACCUAACAAGCAUAUUGGAAACAUAUGUCCCUAGAAAUAAUGCUAUGAAGGGAAGCCAUACACAUCUUUUGUUUUUCCUUUAUUUUUGAGGCAAGGUCUUGUUAUGUAGUUCAUGAUGGCCUUAAAUUCUCUAUAUGGCCCAGGCUUUGAACGUGUGGUGAUCUUCCUGCCACAGCCUCCUGAGAGUUUAGAUUAUAGGUGUACUCUUCUUAUAGAUAGUUAGAUCAAUCUCAAUUUCAACUGGUUGACGAGUGUUCACUCUGGAGUGUGAAGUUUUUAAAAUGUGGAACUAAAUUGAAUCAUUGAAACAUCUGAAGAAGAAAAUUUUUAGUGGUGUUUCUGACUUACUGUCCAGUGCCACAUAAUAUCUUUUGUGUGUUUUGAUUACUAUUUACAAUUGAGAAUUCAAUUCAGAACAUAAAAUAUAUAUACCUUAUAGUGCCUCUUGAUAUGUCAAGACACACUAUAUCACCGGAAUGAAAAGAGAAACUCACAUAACAUGGCCUGUUGCUGAAUAAGUAGAUUAAAUAAUAUCACAUUUCUUUUAUCCUUAAUGUUUGUUUGCAUAUAUUUUUAUUGUUCUCUUUAGUAAGAGAUGAACAUUUUAUUAGUUUUCUACAUUCACAGAAUCUGAGAAACAGUUCAUAUAAAAUCCUGUUAAUAAGUUUGCAAAGACAACCAAGAAUAGCAAUAGUCAUGUAUGAUACUGAGUGAGCAGAAGAGUGUGUGAACUAUACUCCUCAGCAUUCACCUGUAUAAAAGGAUGUAUUGCUGUAAAAUUCUCUCAUUUGGUGGGCUGCCUCCAUAUGUCUUUCCUGUAUAUCUUAAGUGCUGUGUGACCCAACAGUGUGUUGCAUUUUAAUUUCCUAUGAUGACAUAUGAAUAUGUUGUGCUGCCGCUGUGUUGUGUUAUUUCAUAAAGUAUCUUGUAAAAAAUUAGAUGGAGAAACCAGUUAUUGAGUCGUGACUUUUCAGAAGAUGUGAAAUACAGAGAAUUUUGUGGUUAAAAAAAAUUACUGGGCUGGGGAUGUAGCCCAGUGGUAGAGUGCUAGCCUACCAUACAGAAUGUUGUGUGUUCCAUCCCCAGAACUGCUCAAAAAAGGUAAAAAUUUUUGACACAUUCAGGGAUGUGUUUUGCUUUCCUGUGUACCUUUGGGAUUGCUGACAAGUGUUAGGAAAUACAGUUUCCAUUAUUUCUUCCUUUGGAGUAGUUGUUUAACCUUCUUUCAUCUGUUGCCUUAGCCAAGUGGGAAACUGUUAGUAACUUACUUUACUCCUUUUAAAAGACAUGAGGCAACUUUUAGCUAAGUUAAAAUUUUGUAGUUUUUUUCUCUCUGUAAUAUUGCUUGAGAAAGGUGUUAUUUUUGUAGGGUAAUAAAAUAGACUAAAAUCUGACAUUGAGCUUGAUUCCAAACUUAGAAAAAUGAAGAUUUCUCUUCUGCACAUUUUUUUUCCAGAAUAGUGUAUUUCAUCUUUGAUUCUAACAGUAUUUUUCCUUUAAUUACAAUUAUGCAACAUUGUUGGACAGUUAGAAUUUUUAAUAAAUUAGAAUAAUUUUCUAAACCAGUGGUGGUGAACCUAUAGUACAUGGGCCACAGUGGGCUGUUAUCACUGAAAGUUCUAAGAGAUUUUUCCUUACUGUUCUAAACUAAGAUACCAGUAUUUCAGUGUCUGUAUUAGCCUACCUUUUUGGAUGGUAAUUUUUAAAACAUCCAGUUUCACAAUUUUUAAAUUCAUAUUCAAAUUAGUGGACUUCCUGGCAGCCAUGGUUGCCCACCCUUGUAAUCCCAACACUCGGAAGGCUGGGCAGGAGGAUCACCCCAAGUUCAAGGCCAGCCUGGGCUACAUAGUGAGACCCUAUCUCAACAAACAAAAAUUUGUGGACAUCCUACAUUUGUCCUUAAUAUUUGAAAGUCAUUUUACCAGAUGAGGGAGACAAACCCUUGUAAGUGAACAAACAUUAACAGGAUGAUGUUCUAUUUUGUGAUUUUAUGCACUUUCCCCUGGUGGUCCUGCCACCUGCCUUGCAAGCGCAAGGACCAGAGUUUGAUCCCCGGUACCAAAAAAAAAAAAAAAAUCUUGCUUGUCUAUGCACUUUCCCCCUCUAUCAAUCAUGGUUUUUCUUUAUGAGUUACAGAGAUUGAGGCAUUAGAUCUUGGACCGGGUCAAGAGUCUCUUAUCUAAAAAUGUCCUAGUUUUGCUCAUUCAGAGUCUAGGUUAUUCCAUUGACUGUUAAGCAGUUAAAACUAGUACUUCCUUCAGUAGACAGUAGAACUUCUGUACUAGCAAAGAGAAAAAACUCAUAAUGUUCAGGUUGUAGGGUGGGCAGAUAUGGAGCAUAGAGAAAUCCAGAUCAUCUGAUGCCUGGUGUGAGCCCAUGUGGCUUUGAGGCCCCCAAAGUGCUGCCUUUUUCUGAAGGACAUGAGAGAGCUUGGACUCUGGAAAUAGACACCUUUAGUGUCUGCUUUUUAAAUCUUGGUAAACUACAGAAGUGUGUCUGUUUCCCUUAUUGGUUUCUACCACAGACUGCACAUCGAAUUAAAGAUAGCUGUAGACCAUCUGUCCCUAUGGUUUCAUGGACCACAAGGCAUACCACAUGGAAUGCUAAAUAUAGGAAGCAUCCGUUUCUUUUUUCCCACUAGUUUCUCCCACUGGUCUGGAAUUGUACACAGUUAGACCAAGGAUGGUUCCAUUAUAUUCCUUUUACUAAGUCAUGGGGAUUUUGGGAGGUCUGGUCUCUGGAUUUCUAGACCUGUCUCAAAUAUGCCUUCUGCUCAACUUUUCUUUGAGGUUAUGACAUAGUGAAUUUGUGAAUCCAUGCUUUUUUAUUUUGAUUUCAAGAACAAUGCCAUAGUAUCCUAAAAUGAAAUAAACUGGAAGAAUAGCAGCUUUAUGUAAUAGUAUCUUUGUUGAGUAACAUAUAGAUCAGUAGACAUUUGGCUCUAUACUUGAGGUUUCCUAGAUCAUUGAAUCAUUAUCACAUCAAUAUAUGUCCAGUUCGUCCAUUCCUCUGGGCUUGAUAAUCUACAAAUAUAGUUCCAACAAGCUUUCACAUUUGCAGUACCUACCCUGCCCUAAGUGCUCACAGACUCAUCCAUGUAGCUGCAUGUGUAUUUUAUGCACCUUCCCUUUGUUUCUACUUCAUUUUCAUACUAAACAUUGUGAUUAUUUAAAAAUGCAACUCUUAUCGCACACUCUCAUGUUGAAAUAUUGUGUGACUCAUUGUGGACUUAAAAUGUACUCUUAUUGUAUGCCAGGACUUUUAUAUAUAACCAUGCCUAUUUAUCAUUUAUAAGCACAUUAUGUUUCUCCUAUGCAAUAGUUUCUGGCCUUCUUGACCUACUUGGAGUUCCUUGAGACUUCUAUAGUUUCAUUUCAUGCUUUUGCAGAUCUGCAGUGAAAUGCCCUUGUUACUUGUUAAUACUAAUCCAGUAUUUGCAUGUAUUUCUGGCUGUGAUAAUGUAAUCAUUACAUGUUUUCUAUUAGAAGGCUUCUGGAAAGCUGGGACUCUUUAUAUAAUUUUAGAAGCUGGAGCUCUAUUUAAAUGUGGCUGUAUUUCCAGUCCAGUGGAGAGAAACAUGAUCUGCAGUAGGAAGAGUGUGUCAUGGAAGCAAGAUCUAGAGAGGGCUAAUUCUGUGCUGGUGCCUGGUUCUUGUCUUCCUGUCCAAAUCUCUCUGUCCUUUCUAUUCCUUGACUGUUGAGCACUUCUGUGAGAUAUUCCAAGUAUCUGGUAAUAAACUCUCAUGUUUGUUUCA
Heterocephalus glaber (naked mole-rat) is the source of this 7162-nucleotide messenger RNA. Lineage: Eukaryota; Metazoa; Chordata; Mammalia; Rodentia; Bathyergidae. The record is from RefSeq and is a predicted model, not a curated record.